Molecule: messenger RNA, 1501 nt
Organism: Impatiens glandulifera
Lineage: Eukaryota; Viridiplantae; Streptophyta; Magnoliopsida; Ericales; Balsaminaceae
Product: palmitoyl-acyl carrier protein thioesterase, chloroplastic-like
Exons: 6
Coding region: 1-1212 (403 amino acids)
Biological process (GO): fatty acid biosynthetic process
Molecular function (GO): acyl carrier activity; fatty acyl-[ACP] hydrolase activity
Source: RefSeq, a predicted model, not a curated record
AUGGUUUCUUCUCUAUUCUAUCCACAUUGCAACAUCCGAAAAACAAUGCCAAUGAGUUGUUUGGGCAGAGACAGGGAUUCUAACAAACAAAAUAUUCCCAUCAUAAAAGUGAAUGGCCAUCAUUCAACCAUGUCCAAGAAGCUAGAAGUAGCCACCCAACAGAUUGAACCAGUACCAGCAGCAGCAGCAGAGGCAGCAGUUCAUGGCUACUUCUCUGAAGAGCAGAUUCGUCAGAACAUACCGAAAAAGAAGCAAUCAGUUGAUCCAUAUCGCCAAGGGCUUAUCACAGAGGGUGGCGUUGGUUACAGACAGACUGUUGUAAUCCGUUCUUACGAAGUUGGACCUGACAAAACAGCAACUAUUGAAAGCAUACUUAAUCUUCUUCAGGAAACUGCGUUGAAUCAUGUGUGGAUGUCGGGAUUACUUGGCGAUGGAUUUGGUGCUACACAUGGAAUGAUGAGGAACAAUCUCAUAUGGGUUGUAUCAAGAAUGCAGCUUGAAGUGGAUCAUUAUCCCAUUUGGGGGGAAGUAAUGGAAAUUGAUACUUGGGUUGGAGCAUCAGGUAAAAAUGGGAUGAGAAGAGAUUGGCUUCUAAAAAGUCAUACAUCUGGCCUAGUUUUCGCUCGUGCAACCAGCACCUGGGUUAUGAUGAACCAAAAAACAAGGCGUCUUUCAAAGAUGCCAGAUGAAGUUAGGUCUGAGAUUUCACCAUGGUUUGUUGAAAAGCAAGCAAUUGAAGAUGAUGCAAACGAGAAAAUAUACAAGUUGGAUGAGAAAGCUAAAUACAUCAAUUCUGAUCUAAAGACUAAAAGAAGUGACCUGGACAUGAACCACCAUGUGAACAAUGUGAAGUAUUUAAGAUGGAUGCUUGAGACGUUACCUGAUGAGUUCAUGGAGGAUAAUCAACUCUCGAGCAUCGUACUGGAGUACAGAAGAGAAUGUGGCAGUUCAGAUGUAGUACAAUCCCUCUGUCAACCUGAAGAAGAAGAAAUGCAUCACAAUAUAAAUGGUAUUCAAAAAAAUGGAUUUUCAGUGGGAUCACCAGCAGCAGGUAUCACUACUGAUGGAAUUCUUCCAAUCUCUCUUUAUAUGGAGGAAAAGAAACCACUAAAGUACACACAUCUACUCCAAGUUGAAGGAGCAACUAAAAAUGAAGAAAUACUUAGAGGAAGAACUUCCUGGAGAAGAAAGAGCUCCCCCAUUCCAUUUUAAAUGUAGAAAACCACUUCACAACAUCAUUCAACAAGCAUAAGGAGGUGAGCGAUUUGGUUUACCCGUCCAACGAUCAAGAAAAUUGAAAGCAAAAUAAGGAUUGCAUGAAACAGAGGCGGAAAAAAAACUAAAUUGCAACAGGAAGAUCCAUGCAUGGAAGCCAUUUACUAGAAAGUAAUGUUAUAAAACUAUAAAGUUUGUAAACCAAAAAAAAUAAUAAAUAGAAGAGAAAUACAUAUACCUUGAAAACUUUGUAAUCUAUUGACCUAAUAAAUUAGCAUUUACAACU